CGGGCUGGGUGCGGACCCCGCCCCCGGGCAGCGGGGUCGCCCCGCCCCGCUCUCGCUCCGAGAAGUUUCCCAGGGUCCGGGUCGGGAGCAAGAGGAAGGAGGAGGAACUAGUGCCGCCGCAUUUUCGGUGUCCUCUGCCUGGAGCUCGAGCUCGGCCCCUUCCAUGGAUCUAUAGGGCGGCAGCAGCAGGACUGGGGGGCAUGGGCUUGGCGUCCCGGCUCCGGGGCCCGUGGCGGGCAUGGUUGGGCUGCGUCCUCCUGGGCAUCGCGCUGCUGGCGCGGCUAGCAGUGGGCGCAGCCUGCUUGGAUGGUGACAAGCCCUGUGAAAACGGUGGGACCUGUGUUGUUUACUCCAAUGGAAUUGCUGCUUGCAUAUGCCAGCCUGGACUGAUUGGAGAGCACUGCCAAUUUCAGGACCCUUGCCACCAGUCACCCUGUGCCAACGGGGGCUCAUGUGAGAGCACCUUGCGUGAUGGCACUGUGCACUACCAGUGCACCUGUCUCAAGGGCUUCCGAGGUCAAGACUGCUCUCUGCUAGAUGCCUGUGCCAGCAAGCCAUGUGUUAAUGGUGGCCGCUGUACCAACUGGAAUGGCCGCUACAACUGUACAUGCCCACCAGGCUACCAGGGACGUAACUGCCGGAAUGAUGUGGAUGAAUGUCGGGAGCCGGGUUUGUGCCAGCAUGGGGGUACCUGUCUCAACACGCCUGGCUCCUUCCGCUGCCAGUGCCAGUCGGGUUACACAGGGCAGCUCUGUGAGAGCAUCUCCACACCCUGUGCUCCUUCUCAGUGUCUCAAUGGCGGCACUUGCCGCCAGACAGGGGAACUCAGCUAUGAGUGUGCUUGCUUGCCUGGCUUUGAGGGACACAACUGUGAGAUUAAUAUUGAUGAUUGUCCGGACCACAUGUGCAUGAAUGGAGGCACGUGCGUGGAUGGUGUCAACACCUACAAUUGUCAGUGCCCUCCAGAGUGGACAGGCCAGUUCUGCACUGAGGAUGUGGAUGAGUGCCAGCUGCAGCCCAAUGCCUGCCACAAUGGGGGCACUUGCUUCAAUACCAACGGGGGCCAUUCGUGCGUCUGUGUCAAUGGCUGGACGGGAGAGAGCUGCAGUGAGAACAUUGAUGAUUGUCAAACAGCUGUCUGCUUUCAUGGUGCUACCUGUCAUGAUCGUGUGGCUUCCUUCUAUUGUGCAUGUCCUAUGGGCAAGACAGGUCUCCUCUGUCACUUGGAUGAUGCCUGUGUCAGUAACCCUUGCCAUGAAGAUGCCAUCUGUGACACCAAUCCAAUGAAUGGCCGUGCCAUCUGCACCUGCCCACCAGGCUUCACUGGAGGAGCCUGUGACCAGGAUGUGGACGAGUGCUUCAUUGGAGCCAAUCCAUGUGAACACUUUGGCAAAUGUGUGAACACGCAAGGCUCCUUCCAGUGCCAGUGUGGGCGUGGCUACACAGGCCCGCGCUGUGAGACGGACAUCAACGAGUGCCUCUCCAUGCCUUGCCAGAAUGAUGCUACGUGCCUCGACCGCAUUGGCGAAUUUACCUGCAUCUGCAUGUCAGGUUUCAGUGGCACUUACUGUGAGAUCAACAUCAAUGAGUGUGAGAGCAACCCCUGUGUCAAUGGUGGUGUCUGCAAGGAUAUUGUCAACGGGUUCAGCUGCACCUGCCCCUCAGGCUUCUCAGGCUCCAUGUGCCAGAUUGACAUUGACGAAUGUGCCAGCACACCCUGCCAGAAUGGUGCCAAGUGUGUGGACCGGCCCAAUGCCUACGAGUGCCGUUGUACAGAAGGUUUCGAGGGGGCUCUGUGUGAGAAGAACAUUGAUGACUGUUCACCAGAUCCCUGCCACCAUGGCACUUGUGUGGAUGGCAUUUCCAGCUUCACCUGUACAUGUGCAGCUGGCUACACUGGCUACCGCUGUGAGAACCAGAUCAAUGAGUGCCACAGCAAUCCCUGUCAGCAUGGCGGCAAGUGCAUUGACCUGGUCAAUAAAUACCUUUGCCACUGCCAGCCUGGAACCUCAGGUGUGAACUGCGAGAUGAAUUUUGAUGACUGUGCCAGCAACCCCUGUGAUUAUGGUAUCUGCCGUGAUGGCAUCAAUCGUUAUGACUGCAUCUGCAAACCUGGCUUCACAGGUCCCCUGUGCAACAUAGAGAUUAAUGAAUGUGCAUCCAACCCCUGUAAGAAUGGCGGCACCUGUGUGGAUGGUGAAGAUGGCUUCUCUUGUCUUUGUCCUGAGGGUUUUCAUGAUCCACAUUGCUAUUCAGAGGUGGACGAAUGCAGCAGCAGCCCCUGUGUGCAUGGCACAUGUCAUGAUGACAUCAAUGGGUACCAAUGUGAGUGUGAGCCAGGUUGGACUGGCACCAACUGUGAUAUGAACCGCAAUGAGUGUGAGUCCAAUCCAUGCCAGCAUGGAGGCACUUGCACGGACUAUGUCAAUGGCUAUCGUUGCAAGUGCAAAGAGGGCUUCCAGGGGACUUACUGCCAGACCAAUAUAAAUGACUGUGCCUCCAGUCCCUGCCUCAACAAGGGCACCUGCAUUGAUGGCAUUGCCAGCUACGCCUGCCUCUGUGACUUGCCAUACACUGGUCGGGACUGUGAGAAUGUGCUGGCCCCUUGCUUCCCCAAUCCAUGUGGGAACAAUGGUGUCUGUGAUCAUACACCUGACUAUGAGAGCUUUACCUGUGGCUGUGCACCAGGCUGGCAAGGGCAGCGAUGCCACAUUGACAUUAAUGAAUGUGACCAGAACCCGUGCCGAAAUAGGGGCACCUGCACCAACCUGAAUGGCAGUUACAGUUGUGCCUGCCGUUCUGGCUACACUGGCACUAACUGUGAGAUGGAUAUUGAUGACUGCACCCCAAAUCCUUGCCUGAACGGUGGCUCCUGCCAGGACGGCAUCAGCUCCUUCACAUGCACAUGCCUCCCAGGCUUCACAGGUGUACGCUGUGCAACGGAGAUCAAUGAGUGCCUAAGCAACCCCUGCCGCAAUGGGGCCACCUGCACAGACUACGUCAACAGCUACACUUGUUCUUGUGCACCAGGCUGGGCUGGCUUACACUGUGAGCACAACGUGCAGGAGUGCACGGACAGCUCCUGCUUCAAUGGUGGCACUUGCUUGGAUGGAGUGAAUUCAUACACAUGCCACUGCCGUGCAGGCUUCACGGGCUCCCACUGCCAGCAUGAGAUUGAUGAGUGCCAGUCGCAGCCCUGCCUCAAUGGGGGUGUGUGCCAGGAUGGUGUGCAGUCCUACCGUUGUACCUGUCCUCAGGGAUACACUGGUUCUCAGUGCCAGACACUGCUGGAUUUAUGCAGCCGCUCACCCUGUCAGAAUGGUGGCCGCUGUUUGCAGACAGGCACCACCUUGUCCUGUGAUUGCCCUGGAGGCUGGACCGGUCGUUAUUGUGACAUCCCCAAUGUUUCUUGUGAAGUGGUGGCCAGGAACAGAGGUGUGACCAAGGACCAAGUCUGUCGUCAUGGUGGCCAUUGUGUGGAUGCUGGCAAUACUCACUACUGUAUCUGCAAGAAAAGCUACACAGGCAGCUACUGUGAGAGUGAAGUCAACCACUGCCAGCACAACCUGUGUCGGAAUGGGGGCACCUGUCGCAGUAUUGUGGGAGAAUAUGUCUGUGCGUGCCCACCAGGCUUUGAAGGGAAAAACUGUGAGUACGACAUUGAUGAAUGCCAGUCUCACCCUUGUCAGAAUGGAGGUACUUGCAUUGACCUUGUUGGACGCUACAUUUGUUCCUGCCCGCCAGGAACUCUGGGUGUCUUGUGUGAAAUAAAUGAGGAUGAUUGCGCCAUGAAUCCUGGCACCCGGGUCCCUAAAUGCCUCAACAAUGGGACCUGUGUGGACAGGGUGGGUGGUUACCGAUGCAGCUGCCCGCCAGGCUUUACAGGGGAACGCUGUGAGGGAGACAUAAAUGAGUGCCAGCCCAGCCACUGUUACCAACGCAACACACUGGACUGCGUUCAGGAAGGCAGCGACUACCAGUGCAUCUGCCGGCCAGGCUAUACUGGCCGCCACUGCAAGAACAUCGUGAAUGCAUGUGAAUCACAGCCUUGCCAGAAUGGUGGGCAGUGUAAGCUGGCAGUAAACUUGCCUUCAGGAUACACCUGCCACUGCCCCACAAGCUAUUCGGGUGUCAGCUGUGAGCGCAGUGUGCUCUCCUGCCGAGAACUCUUCUGCUUCAAUGGUGGCAGCUGCCAGGCCACACUUCUGGGUGCUCGCUGCUACUGCCCACCUGGAUGGGCUGGACCUGACUGCCGCCUGCGUGCCAACAGCAGUUGUGCCAGCCUGCCCUGCCACAAUGGGGGUGUCUGCCGUGAGAUUUCCAGACCCCCUUACUUCCAGUGCAUUUGUCUCGGUGACUUCACAGGCUCCUACUGCCAGACCCUGUUGCCGCCACCUCUGCCCCCUGAGCCCCGCUGCCCCCUGGAGGAGUGUGCUGCAAGAGCUGGGGACUCCUACUGUGACAAGAUGUGCAACAGCCCAGCUUGCCACUGGGAUGGGGGUGACUGUUCCUUGUUGGUAGAUGACCCCUGGAAGCAGUGCAGUGAUCACCAGUGUUGGCAAUACUUCAACAACAGCCAGUGUGAUGAGCAGUGCAACACUGUGGAGUGCCUCUAUGAUAACUUUGACUGCAAGAGCCACGAACCCAGCUGCAACCCUGUUUAUGAGAAGUACUGCUCUGACCACUAUGCUGAUGGGAAGUGCGACCAUGGCUGCAACAACGAAGAGUGUGGCUGGGAUGGACUGGACUGUGACCAGGAAGUGCCUGAGCACUUGGCCAAAGGGGUGCUGGUGGUGGUGGUGCUGCUGCAUCCCGAUGAGCUGCUCCGCACCAGCACCGUCUUCCUGCAGAAGCUGAGCACCAUCUUGCGAACCACCCUGCGCUUCCGCCGUGACGACAGCGGCAACUACAUGAUCAAGCCGUAUUAUGGGUCUGGCGGCCGACAACGCAGGGAGCUGGGCCGAGAGAUUAUUGGUUCUGAGGUCACACUUGAAAUUGAUAACCGGCUGUGCUACCAGGCCUCUGGCAAGUGCUUCCCUGACACAGAAAGUGCUGCUGACUACCUUGGUGCCCUGUCGGCUGUGGAGCGCCUAGAAUUCCCAUACCCCCUCAAGGCAGUGAGAGGUGAAAAGUUGCCACCCCCACACCAAGUCAAACUGAUGCCAUUGCUGGCUGUCGCAGCGGUGAUCCUCCUGGUGAUCCUGGUGCUUGGGGUGUUGGUGGCACGGCGCAAAAGAGAGCACAGCACCCUCUGGUUUCCUGAAGGCUUCAGCCUGAAGAAAGAGACUAGUAAUAAGAACCGGCGUGAGCCUGUGGGUCAGGAUGCCCUAGGCAUGAAGAAUAUUGGCAAAGGGGAGAGCCUAAUACCAGACAGCUCAGAAGACUGGCUGGAAGCAGAAUGCCCAGAAGCCAAGCGACUAAAGGUGGAGGAGCCAGCCAUGGAUUGUGAAGAUCCAGUAGACUGCCGCCAGUGGACACAGCACCACUUGGUGGCAGCUGACAUCCGAAUGCCACCAUCUAUGGCUCUGACGCCACCCCAGGGUGAAUUUGAUACUGACUGCAUGGAUGUCAAUGUCCGUGGGCCAGAUGGUUUCACCCCACUUAUGUUGGCCUCCUUUUGUGGUGGUACGGAGACUGACCUGGCUGAGGAAGAGGAAACUGAUGACUCCUCUGCCAACAUCAUUUCGGACCUAAUCUGCCAGGGGGCUAACCUGAGUGCCCAAACAGACCGCACGGGUGAGACUGCGCUACACUUGGCUGCAAGAUAUGCACGGGCAGAUGCUGCCAAACGUUUGCUGGAUGCUGGUGCCGAUACCAAUGCGCAGGAUAACACAGGGCGUACACCACUUCAUGCUGCUGUGACUGCAGAUGCCCAGGGGGUCUUCCAGAUUCUGAUCAGGAAUCGAUCUACAGACUUAGAUGCCCGAAUGGGGGAUGGUUCGACUGCGCUGAUCUUGGCUGCCAGAUUAGCUGUAGAGGGCAUGGUGGAAGAACUGAUCACUUGCCACGCUGAUGUCAACGCUGUGGACGAGCUGGGUAAAUCAGCUCUGCACUGGGCAGCAGCUGUCAACAAUGUAGAGGCCACCAUUGCACUGCUGAAGAAUGGGGCUAACAAGGACAUGCAGGACGGCAAAGAGGAGACACCACUGUUCCUGGCAGCCCGGGAAGGCAGCUACGAGGCAGCCAAAAUCCUGCUGGAUCACUUUGCCAACCGUGAGAUCACAGACCACAUGGAUCGGCUGCCACGUGAUGUGGCUCAAGAGCGCCUGCAUCACGACAUUGUCCGGCUUCUAGACGACUACAACACUGUGCGCAGCCCACAGGGGGCCCUGCCUUCUGGCCACACCCUUUCCCCUCUCAUGUGUCCUCCCAAUAGUUUCCUACCCAGCCUCAAGCCCACUCCCCAGGGCAAGAAGAACAGACGACCUAGUGCCAAGAAUGCAGCAGCGGGCAGCAGUGCCAGCCUGGCCCGGGAGAGCAAAGAGGCCAAGGCACGUGCCAAGAAGCUCAACCUGGAGUGCCAAGGCUCUCUCCUGGAGAGCUCUGUCACCCUGUCUCCUGUUGACUCGCUGGACUCCCCAUAUGUGCCCAACCCUGCCUCGCCUGGGGUCUUCCACACAGCCAGUGCCUCACUGUCAGUGCCCUCCACUCCUAUGGUCCAUGGCAUGAUGGAGGCCCCCUUUGCUGUCAGUUUGGCACGCCUCAGUGACCUAGGAGAUGGCACCCUCCUCUCUAUGAACCGCCUCUCAGUGCCACCUGGCCGCAUGGGGCUCAGUCUGGGCAUGGUGAGCCCAGUGGCCAUGCCUUUUGAUUGGCAUGCCCGUAUUCCCACUUCCCAGUGCCAGCCAAUCAUUGGGGUUGUGCACCCUGCUGCCUCCCAUCCCAACCUGCACCAGCCAGGCCAAGCUUUCCCACCAGGGCUGCUUCUGCCCAACCACAUGGCCAUGGGGCACAGUUCCCAAGGAUUGCCCAACCCAGCUCCUGCACCACCCAAGGAGCCAACCCAACCCAUGCCCCCACCGGCAACCACCAUGCGUGCCAACCAGCCUGUCUCGCCCCAGGAGGGCCAGGGGGCACCACGUGCAGGGCCCCCACAGUACUUAAAGCCUGCCGGGGUUGAGGAUUACCCAACACCACCCUCCCAACACAGUUACACCCAAGGGCAGGAUACGACACCCAAGCACUUCCUCCACCCGCCUAGUGAGCACCCCUAUCUGACUCCUUCACCGGAGUCCCCAGAGCAGUGGAGCAGCCCCUCACCCCAUUCUUUAUCUGAUUGGUCCGAAUCCACCCCCAGCCCUUCUGUGCUGGGGCCCAGCCACACCCAGAUUCCUUCGGCUGAGCCAUCUGCAAAGAUGCAGGUGUUUGCGUGAGGAGCUGGCUGGUGGGACGGAUCCCAGAGGCCUCUGGCCCCCAUUGGGGCCUGUGCCUGCCUCAGGGAUCCUGUUGUUGUUGUUGUUGUUGUUUCUCCCUCAUUGUGUUUUUAUAAGAAAAAACUUAAGUGUAAAAAGAUUAUUUUUUAAAAAAGAAAUGCCUGAUCUGGGAGGGGAAAGGCAUGGCCUCCAUCUUCCCUCACUGCCACGAAGCCCAGGCUGGCCCUCUACCCCCUCCCCUGUUGUCAUGGUUUCUGGGGAGGCUUUUAAAAAAAUAAACAAACCAACCCUUUUUGUAUAAACCCUGCAUUUUACUGCUAAUGCUCUCCCCCCCCCCCGGCUUUUUUUUUGGGGGGGGGCAAUGUAUUCAGUGUCAGUGCCACUUUUCUCCCUGUGGGUCUUGAGCUAUGCGGAAUGAGAGGAAACUACAGCCCUUGCUCCCCCUCUGUAUGGCAUUGUCUCAUGGGUCGAGCAACCACCUCCCUUCCCAACCAUGUUGGGGCGGGAUUCUGCUCACUGUAUUUGUGUACUGGGUACGCAGCGUUUAGCCCAGACUGGCAUUGCCAUGCAGAGGGCUCAGUCCCAAACCCACUUCUGUCGUGCAGGGAAAUAAGCCCCAUAGCCUCCAAGCCCUGCCCUCAGCUUGGCACUUCAACACAUUCCAGGUUAAUUUAUUCAUCUUAAAUUCUGCAGCAUUACCCCACCCCUGUCCCCCUUGAACUCCUGAAUUGCUUUAGCUCAUGCUAGCUAUGGUCAUGGGGAUUUUCCAGUCUCCAGGGUAUUCUGAGCCACACUUGUGUUUUUAUGCUGGCCCCCCGCCACCGAAAUCCCCUCCCUCUUUUGUUUUGAGGCUGUCUUUUGGCCUGUGUUAGCAGCUACAUUUCCUUGAGGGCAAGUUCCUUGCUCCAUGGUACUAUGGGAUCUUGGGGCAGCCACGGACACCAAGUGUUUCACAUUGGCAUAAAAGGUACUGAGAUAAUACAAAAUAUUCUCCCUGUUUCUCCUUAAGACUGCUGGCUUAGCAGUCAACUACCUACUUUCCUAACUCCCUUUUGCCCCCACCCCUGUACAUUCCAGCUAUUCCUGGCUGUAAAUACUGCUGGUGGGAGCAGUGGCCAGGCAGAACCUCAGUCUAGUGGGGACUGCUCCUUCCUGCUCCCUGCUCCCUCCUCUCUUCCCAUGCUGUGUAGCGUAGUGGGGGAAUGGCUCUGUGCCAGUCACCCCUCUGCCAUAGAAGGACCAUUUCUAGGCCAUUUUAAAACUCCUUAAAAAAAAAAAAAUCCAGUGUAAACCAAGUAGCUUUAAAGCAGCUGGGUGCUUUGUGUACAGAGCGGCUUUAGCCGCGGCAUAAUAAACAUAGCUAAUAAGGAAA
This is a messenger RNA of Hemicordylus capensis (graceful crag lizard), 8745 nucleotides long. It is a transcript of the gene NOTCH3, whose product is annotated as notch receptor 3. Gene Ontology annotation, biological process: Notch signaling pathway; establishment or maintenance of epithelial cell apical/basal polarity; multicellular organism development. The coding region runs from base 201 to 7373 and encodes 2390 amino acids. Gene Ontology annotation, molecular function: calcium ion binding; signaling receptor activity; Notch binding. The transcript has 34 exons. The record is from RefSeq and is a predicted model, not a curated record. Lineage: Eukaryota; Metazoa; Chordata; Lepidosauria; Squamata; Cordylidae. Gene Ontology annotation, cellular component: plasma membrane; protein-containing complex.